GUGUGUGCGCGCGCGCGCGGAGGAUGGAGGCGGCGCUGUCGGCCAUGUCUCUUCUCCUCAGCGACGCCCGGCCCGCCGCCGUCGCGCCCAUGGACGGGCCGCGGCCGAGCCCCGGAGACCCGGCGGGCGGGGAGCGCGGGGCGGCCGGGGCGGCCGGGGCGGCCGAGGCGGCCGAGGCCCUCGGGGAGGCGGCGGCCCAGGGGCAGGGGAAUGGCGAUAAAGGCUUUGAGAAUGUAGAACUUGGCAUUCUAGGAAAAAAGAAGAAGGUCCCAAGGAGGGUCAUUCACUUUGCCAGUGGAGAAACAAUGGAAGAAUAUAGCACAGAUGAAGACGAAAUUGAUGGGAAGGAGAAAAAAGACCUUUUACCAGCUGUUGAUCCGGCAAAGCUUACCUGGGGUCCGUUUUUGUGGUUUUACAUGCUGCGUGCGGCCACGUCGACCCUCUCAGUGUGCGACUUCCUCGGAGAGAAGAUUGCAUCUGUUUUGGGCAUCAGCACCCCAAAAUACCAAUAUGCCAUUGACGAGUAUUACCGCAUGAAGAAGGAGGAAGAGGAGGAAGAGGAAGAGAACAGAAUGUCGGAAGAAGCAGAGAGACAAUAUCAAGAGCAACAGGACAAGUCACAGGCCGAGAUGGUUCACAAAGAGCAGCCAGAGGCAAUGUCAUCCAGUUCAUUUGUGAACUUCAAUUUUGAAAUGGAGGGAGAUGGUGACUUAGCUGCAAAAGACAAAAGAGAUCCUGCACAGUCCGAUUUAGCGUGAAGCGACGCCCCUCCCCACGAUUGGUUUUUAAACUAGGGAUGUUUUUACUCUGCUUCUUCGAUGGAGUGAGCAGAUUAUGUUGAGAACUUUUUUUGUCAGAAGAGGAGUAAGAGCUUCAAGCCUCUGUCUCUGCUUAGAGAUCAAGACCUGAAAUUGGAAUUUGUGCUAUCUUUGGAUUCCUGUCAGAGUAGGUUUGGAUUGUGCCUAAAUGCAUCUUACAACACAGUAGACUAGAGUUUUAAUCCCACUCGAUGGAAGAGCAGUAAAAAUGUCUCUAGUCUUGUCAGUGUCUUGUGGUUGUGUUGACCCUUGUGGGUUUCAAAACCUCUGAAAUGCUGUUUUCUAUUUAUACAGUGCUCCUUCCGGGCAAGUAGCUACCAGGGGCUAUGAACAACUGUUUCCAUAAUCUCCCAUGGCGAACGAGGAAUCUUUGUCCAUAAUUUGUGUAACUUAUUAUCCCAUCCCUUGUAUUUAUAUUUAAUCUGCAGCUUCAUAGUAAGAGGGCCUGCCUCUGUCCUCGUCCCAUUUCAUCUGUUGUAUAGGAAAGCAGUGCUUGAAGGGAGAGUUGACUUGUUUAGCAGAGAACACUUCUCUCUUAUAAGAGGCUUCAAUAGACAGGAUCUCUCCUCCACUAGAGUAGUGAUUAUUAUUGCAUUUAAAUGGCAAGGGGAGUAACAUUUUGACUCAUUUCUAUUUACAAAACUAGCUCCUGUUAAUCUCAAUAAUGGUAUCACCUGCUAAGUGCUAACACCUACUCAUUAUGCAAAAUGGGCUGAAGUUAUUUAAGGAGCUAAGCCAAAAGCAUUAUAAGGAAUUCUGUAAUGAUACCUUAACUCUGAACUACUAAUAGGUAAGCGGUAAUUUGGGGCCAUGGGUCACUGGGUCAUGCUGCUUUUGAGUCUGGGGCAAAGCCAUAUGCCAGUUUGAAGACUGCCUCCACUAAAGAACUGAUUUAAAAAGCAAGGGUGUUGGUAUGGGACCCCAUUAAACAAAUGCAACCCUUCAGUUUUAGUGCUAAAUAAGCAGGUGCAAAUCACGGGCAUUUUCAGGAAAAACUGUUGCUCUUGAAUCAUUUGGAAAUCAUCCCUGGAUAAGGAGCAUCAGUUGACCUUGAUCCUUCAAUCUCGGCCCAGUUGGACAGUUGCAGUCUGUUUCCUCCCUGAGAAAAUGUUUAGUGUGCACCUGCAGCUUAGCCCAAGGGUGAGAGCAAACACCCUUUAUUUCCUGCUCAAAGGGAUUAUAAUUGCAGGUCACAAGACGACUUCCUUUUUCACUUGAUAGCCAUUUAAGAGGCUUGCCCUGUCAUCUGCAUUGUCCAUUGUUAACCGAUCCUAAUAGCACACCAAACUUGCUAAACCGCAGUAGUUUGGGACUGGCUCCCAACGGGCCAAUGCCUCCAUUCUAAUACUUGGUGGAAAAUGGGAAGGUGAAAAGGGCAACGGGGGAAGGUCUCAAGUGUGAGGUGGGACAGUUUUUUCUCAUGGCUCCUAAAAAACAGAGCGGGUGAAUUAAUCCUUGUGUUAUCAGAUUUUAAGACUCUUCUCAACUUCAAGGUUCUCUUUUUCUGCACUUGCUUAACCGUGACCAGUCCUAUCAGGAGAACAUUCUUUGUUUACAAAUCUGAAUACUCACCGUGCCUUAAUUAUAACAAUCUUUUUGUUUUUGCAACUUUUAUUAAGAUGGUUAGAUUAAUUUCCUGUAAAUGCAUUAAAUGGUUUGUUUUGUACUUAA
Messenger RNA from Ornithorhynchus anatinus (platypus), 2489 nucleotides. RefSeq names its product family with sequence similarity 177 member A1 (gene FAM177A1). The transcript is spliced from 5 exons. The record is from RefSeq and is a predicted model, not a curated record. Lineage: Eukaryota; Metazoa; Chordata; Mammalia; Monotremata; Ornithorhynchidae. The coding region runs from base 24 to 758 and encodes 244 amino acids.